Molecule: messenger RNA, 396 nt
Organism: Hippoglossus stenolepis (Pacific halibut)
Lineage: Eukaryota; Metazoa; Chordata; Actinopteri; Pleuronectiformes; Pleuronectidae
Product: histone H2A-like
Exons: 3
Coding region: 1-396 (131 amino acids)
Cellular component (GO): nucleosome
Molecular function (GO): protein heterodimerization activity; structural constituent of chromatin; DNA binding
Source: RefSeq, a predicted model, not a curated record
AUGUCGUCUGGUGGAGCUGGAGCUUGCGUCAGGGGCACCCCCAGGUCCUUGAAAGCAGCCGCCAUCUCGAUAAUGCUUGGCAGCUCUCAGACGAGUGCACCAAUAGCCGACAAGCUGCUGCGUAAAGGCAACUACCCACAGGGCGUUGGUGCUGGCAAACCCUUCUACCUGCCAGCUGUGCUGGAGUACCUGACCACUGAGAUCCUGGAGCUGGCUGGAGACAAAAACAAGAGCCGCGCCUACACCCCCGAGGGACGAUUGUACUCUCUUUCAACCCUGGAAAUGCAGGCCAUGAAGGAUUAUGUGGAUUCUGCCUGGGGAGGAGGAUGGACGGAUAAGUCCUACAUAGGCAGAGCUGAAUUCAUCAGCUCAAGAGACAAACACCACAAGAGAUAA